GCGGCCUCUCCGCCUACCCGCCAAGCACCGAUGCUUAGUGUGGCGAUGAUUGUGUCACUAGAGCUGCAUGUGGUCAAGAAGGAUGAGACACCUUUCGAGAGGGCCAUGUCAUGGGUGGCUUUGGUGGCUGUGUUUGCCAGCAUGCGCAUCGACGACUUGCAGGGCAAAUUUCGGGCCAACACUUCGAGGUUGCUUAUGGUUGAGAAUGCGUCAGCAUUCUUCACAGGCCACAGCCCCCGGAAUUGGAUGCCAUCAGUUGCCGCGGCCCUGGGAUACCGUUCAGACGAGAGGAAUUUCUUAGGCCGUUGGCUCAUAGGGGGUGCAGGUGCUGCUAAGUACACGCGGACAGCACGCCAAGUGAUCGCAGCAUGCAAAGCAGUGGCCUGUGGUUUGGGGGGCAUCUAUACUGAGGAGGAGGCCCUUCUUGCCUUAAAAGACUUCGUGGAUAAGCGUGGGGGUUCUGGGUCACUUGCACGCAGGAGGCAUGACAUUCAGGUUAUGGCUGGCGGAGUCAAGAGCCUGGGGUUGACUUGGCCCGUAUUCCAGGCCCCACUGGAGACUACACAGGUGGACGAUGAGGACGAGUGCCCAGAAGUUGUUCCGAGCCAGCCAUCUAAGUACUUCAUUAGUGUCAGCCGCAAGACAGGUCACAGGUUCAUGGAGCGUGUCGACAUGCAGGACGUUGAUUCCAUUUGUCGGGAUUGCAAGCAUCGCCUCAAGGCCGAUAGAGGUCAGCAGGGGCAUCGCUGUCCACCAUGUACCGUGUCACAUCAGUGCACACUGAUGGUGAAAGCUGUCGUCGACACCUAUGGCAAGCUGAGUGAGGGAGAGACUCCCUCUGGGGAGUAUUUGGCCGCAAAGGUCGAAGAGGUAGAAGAAAACGAACCCAGUGCCAGCACGCUGGACAGGAUAAGCUCCAAGAGAGACAGCCAAGUGGAAUCAUUGCAGACCAGCCUAGACGCCACUGGGCACGUCAGGGUCACGAAGACCCUCAACAAGUUGGAGAUGCCCAAGAAUUCCGAAGCAUAUCGCCGCAUCAUCAAGGUGGAAGCCUUUGCGUGGUUGACGAUGUCAGCCCGGUUCAAAGCUAAGACAUGGUUGCAAGGCUUGCUUUUGGAGCAUUUCGUGAAGUUCACUGAUUACAUCCUAGGGGAUAAAGUGGCCCAGCUUCGCCUCCCAUCCACUACAGGUGUUGAUUCGGCAUACGAGCACCCUCCUUGGCACGUUGUCCUUAGUUAUGAACUUAAGCUCAGGACUGAGGCUUUCAAGUUGGUGGUGGAGGACGGCCAGAGACUGUGUGACGCUCUGCAAUCUGUCAUGCAGGAUGCCUCUCUGAAAGAGACAUAUUUCUCCAUGCCCUUGGCCUUGCAUGCCGCUAGCAUCCAGCAACCAUUCAAGUACCGCAAAGGCGGGAACAAAGGCAAAGGCAAAGGGGGACAUGCAGAUGUUCCGCCACCACCGGGCAUACCGCCAGGGUUUCAACGUCCGGAGAAGAAAGGCAAGGGCAAAGGGAAGCUCAAGGGCCUCACGCUGGUGUCCACCACGCCGGACGGUCGCCAGAUCUGCUUUGCCUUCAAUGCACAGGGAUGCACCAAUCCUUCGUGUCCACGUGUGCAUGUUUGCAGGGUGCAGGGCUGCUUCAAGGAGCAUCCGGCCUUCCAGCAUCAGAAUCCACAGGAGGCACCGUCGAAGUGA
This is a messenger RNA of Symbiodinium pilosum, 1695 nucleotides long. The record is from the annotation of a GenBank genome assembly. Lineage: Eukaryota; Dinophyceae; Suessiales; Symbiodiniaceae.